ACCGUCUUCGAUUCCUCUUUUAAGUUCCUCCACCGGAGUUCGAUUGCCGAGGAGCCUCGCCCGAAUCUAUUUCGUCGGUCUCCGGAGAAUUGUGGUCUUUAGGGGUUUGGAAGAGAUCGAAUUGCAGAGCUGAAAUUGAAGAAGAUUUGAAGAGGAAUUUUGCAGUGUGGAUGGGGAAGAAGAGGAAGUCGGUGGCGACGAGCCUGGACGAGGUCGAUCGAACCAUGUACGCCACCUUUUGUAGCGCCGCGAACUCGCUUUCGCAGCUCUAUACGCAGACCAUGAACCAGCAAAAGCUCUCCUUUCAAGCCGGUGAACGCCAUGGACUUGAAAAGCUUUAUCAAUGGAUUUUGAGGCAACAAGAGGGAGGUUCAAGAGUGACAACAGUUGAUGUACUCAGUUAUCUGCAGAAUGAAUUGGACUAUUGUGGAGAGGAGCCACCAAUGUCCCCUCGAGCACCAAUCGCUUAUCAGCAUGCCCAACAAAUAAUGCACCUCCCAAGUUCAGGCUUCCUGGUCUCCUCAGGUUCAUCUGCCCACACAAAUGCAGGGCAGGGCCCUCGGCCAGAGCACUGUGAUCAGCAGCCCAAGAAUUCAGUAUUUUCAAAUGCUCUGUCAAGCCCUGUUCGUCGCAACCUUCAAAACUAUCACUUUCCUCAGGGAGGCUACUGCCCAAAUGGUAGUGCACCAUUAGGAAACGGAGUCCGUAACAUUGAGACCAAUUUCAGCCAUCACCAAAACAGAGAUUCUAAUCCUCCCAGCUCCAAUGACUCCUCUAUGGACAUGCAUGCAGAUAGCCCAGGUCAUGAAUCUACUUACUGAAAAUGCCGAAAUAGCCAUCUCAGAAGCUGCUUGUUAUGUGCAGGUCAGAAGUUUGCAAUUCUCUUACUAUAGUGUUCACUAAAAUUUCUACAAGGUAGCAGAACAUGGAAAUGGUACUUCAUACAAGAAUAAACACAAGAUGCUGGUGACUUGUUCGAAGUGUGGGAAACCAAAGUAGGCAAGUGGCGUGUGUUCUCAUGGGGCAGAAGCAAUGUGACGAAGCACCAAAGCAGUCGGAUGAACCCUGUUGUUCUAUUGAAUUUUAUUAGUCUCUUUAGGUGUUUUAUGUAAAGCAUUUAUUUCAGAUAGAUUCUGAAACCUCUGGAUUGGUUUGAUACUCUUUGCUAACAUCAUCCUGUUUCUUCCUGUUGUGUUAUUAUUAUCUCUGUAAAUCUGUAAUUCUGUAUACUUACAGUGUAUACUAGAUUGUGGAUUCCAGUUGAUAUAUUAGUUUCAAGUUUCGACCCAGAAAA
Messenger RNA from Vitis riparia (riverbank grape), 1294 nucleotides. RefSeq lists its product as uncharacterized. NCBI's taxonomy places the organism in Eukaryota, Viridiplantae, Streptophyta, Magnoliopsida, Vitales, Vitaceae. The transcript has 3 exons. The record is from RefSeq and is a predicted model, not a curated record. Bases 171 to 821 code for a protein of 216 amino acids.